Solanum lycopersicum (tomato) is the source of this 1784-nucleotide messenger RNA. RefSeq names its product beta-glucuronosyltransferase GlcAT14A. Gene Ontology annotation, cellular component: membrane. The record is from RefSeq and is a predicted model, not a curated record. Gene Ontology annotation, molecular function: glucuronosyltransferase activity. NCBI's taxonomy places the organism in Eukaryota, Viridiplantae, Streptophyta, Magnoliopsida, Solanales, Solanaceae.
UUUGAACAAGUCAUGAGAAUCAAAUCAUUCAUCAAAAUCACCAGACAACAGAAGAAGACAGUGUGACUGGGAAAACCAAACUCAACAUUCUUACAUAUAAAAUAAAAAACUAUUUCAAGAAUCUGUUUGUAAAUCCCAAGAAAAUGCACCACCACCACCACCCUCCUCCACCAACCACCACCCCCACCAAAAUCUCAACACCCUUUAUCAUUCUUGCCACCACUAUCUUCUCACUUCUCCUUAUUCUUACCUUCUCCUUCACUUCCCCUCCACCCCACCCCCACCCCAACCAACCCCACCCUUCCCUUUUCCCAAAUCAUCAACCCCAUCGUCUCCUAUUUCAUCAAAACCCAAAUGACCAAAAUACCCUUCUACCCCCACCCCCUGCAAUAGCUUAUCUCAUAUCUGGAUCCACAAAAGACACUUCAAGAAUCAUACGUUUGCUAUUUGCAGUGUACCAUCCAAGAAAUCAGUAUCUUCUUCAUCUUGAUAAAAAAGCUUCUCAAUAUGAACGUGAUGAUCUUGCACUGUAUGUUCAAUCUGUGCCUCUUUUUAAAGCUGCCCAGAAUGUGAAUUUUAUUGGAAAAGCUGAUUUUGUUUACCCAAUGGGGGCUUCUGCUUUGUCUGCUACUCUUCAUGGAGCUUCUAUUCUUCUGCGUGUUUCUGCUCAUUGGGAUUGGUUUAUUAAUCUAUCUGCUGAUGAUUAUCCACUUGUUACUCAAGAUGAUCUUCUACACAUUCUGUCAUAUCUUCCCAAGGAUCUUAAUUUUGUCAACCACACAAGCUACAUAGGGUGGAGAGAGUCAAGGAAGUUGAAACCAAUAGUUGUUGAUCCUGGGCUCUAUCUUGAAGAAGAAGAUGAAGUAUUUUAUGCAACUCAGAAGAGGGAACUGCCUGAUGCUUAUCGAUUAUUUUCAGGGUCUUCAUCUAGUAUCUUGAGUCGGAAGUUUAUCGAGUUCUGCAUCUUGGGCACGGAUAACCUACCCAGGACUCUGCUAAUGUACUUGUCAAAUUCACCAUCCUCGUCAUCUGUGUAUUUCCCGACCAUUCUGUGCAAUUCAAGGAAAUUCAAUAGAACAACAAUCAACCACAACUUGCGGUAUGCUUCAUUUAACUCAAGAAAAGAGGCCCUUCCACUCAAUACCAGUAACUUCAAUGACCUGGUGAUGAGUGGAGCAGUGUUUGCUGCACCAUUCGAGGCAAACAAUCCGAUUCUUGACCAGAUCGACAGUGAACUUCUCCACCACAAGUACGAUGAACCAGUCCCUGGCGGAUGGUGUUUAGGUGAAAAUGAAACUGAUAAAUGUACUGUCUGGGGAGACGCAGAAGUUCUAAGACCAGGUCCAGGAGCACAGAGACUGGAAGAAAGAUUUGUCCAGAUUUUCAGUAAUGGUACAUUUCGUUCUAGUCGAUGUGUCUACGAAUAGAGCUCCCUCAAGAUGAGAACAUACAGAAGAGACAAACACUCGAAAAAUGUUUUCUAUCGAAAACCACCUCUCUACCUCCCAAGGUAGGGUUGAGGUUUGUGUAUACACUACCUUCCCCAGACUCACACACUGGGUAUGUUGUUGACUCGAAAAGAAUUACACGAGCAAAAAUAUACAGAAGACCGAGUGCUUCAGCCCUCAUGUAGUUUUAUGUUAGCAAUUUUGAUGGAGAGCUCAUUGUUGUAUAUUGAUUAUUUUUGUUACUGUAAGGUUGUAUAUUGGUCUGUUGGGCUGGCUAGCUACUACUAGGGCAAUGGAAAUCAUUUUAUAAAAUCAUGGAUCUUACUACCUGUUCAA